UAGAAAACAUAAGAUUAACUUGUAUCUUAUUGUAAAUAAGUUUCGAUUAGAAUCCUGGUAACUGUAUUAUCAUAAACACGUCGUUGAUCCAUACUUGGUACAGUCCAAUGUCCUUCGCUUAGAGAAGGAAGACUACUGAAGGCUACUGUUUGGUGUUAACAUAAGGAACCAUGGUCAAAUUUGCAUUACCAACCAGUGUGAAUUGGGCACACAUAUUGGUUCCCAUGGGCUUUGUGUUUGGAUGGUACCUUGACAAACAACAGGACCAGAAGCUGACAGCAUUCAGAAACAAGAGUGCACUGUACAAGAGAGAGUUGAAACCUGGUGAGGAGGUGACCUGGAAGUAGACGCUUCACUGCUUGUAAAGUUCCAUCGGUUUAAGUGUGAAUGAAUAAUGAUGAGUGGCCCUCAAGUUGUAAUGUUGAAGAAGACUGAUGUACAUCUUAUUUUGAGUUGUAUCAACUAAAAUAAAUAAAAAUGUCUGUUCUCAAGAA
This is a messenger RNA of Gambusia affinis (western mosquitofish), 494 nucleotides long. Its product is annotated as NADH dehydrogenase [ubiquinone] 1 beta subcomplex subunit 1-like. Gene Ontology annotation, cellular component: mitochondrion. NCBI's taxonomy places the organism in Eukaryota, Metazoa, Chordata, Actinopteri, Cyprinodontiformes, Poeciliidae. The coding region runs from base 171 to 347 and encodes 58 amino acids. The record is from RefSeq and is a predicted model, not a curated record. The transcript has 3 exons.